Lolium perenne is the source of this 2572-nucleotide messenger RNA. Its product is annotated as pentatricopeptide repeat-containing protein At5g15300. The record is from RefSeq and is a predicted model, not a curated record. Lineage: Eukaryota; Viridiplantae; Streptophyta; Magnoliopsida; Poales; Poaceae. Gene Ontology annotation, molecular function: protein binding; RNA binding. Gene Ontology annotation, biological process: RNA modification.
AUUCAUACUUUAAAUAAUAAAUAAUUAAUACAACAACUUAUCAGUGCAAGGGUAAAAAUAUCCGUAGCAAAGUGGACAACUUCUGGGUAAGAGUAAAGCUUCUUGAUUGACCCAGCUAAAAAUUUCCGAACAAAUAUGACAUGAUAAGAUAAUUCUGAUAGCAAAAUUGCUUGUCUUUCCACCCGUGACAACAUGUGUCGAUAAAAUAACCCUGUAGGUUGUCCAUUUAGUAUUUACACUGAACAUGUAUUCGAAUAAAUCCAGUAACCGUUUAUUGAUCAGAGAAAAAUGUAACUUGAUGUGUGACUGCCACCCGACGAAACAAUGAUACAAAAGACUUGAGUAUAAGAAACACUUAUUUAUAAAAUUCAGACAAUACUAAUGCCAAGUUGGGCCUUGUGGCGUUAUCCUCAUCUGAGCUUUAGUUUUCAGAGCAACUGAAUUUAUUUUCGAUCAACAAAUAGCUGCAACUUUGCAAGUCAACUUCCCAGCAUAGGUAAGCUUUGAGAACUGAAAACUUUCAGUUCCAUUGAUAAUCUUCAUGCUGUCUUCCCCGGACGUCCGUCUUCCCCGACGCCUUCCUCAAUCAUCUCCCCGCCCCCUUCAUUAGAAUAACCGCUCGGCCCAUCCCGAAGUGAACACCGACCCUGGCAUACCAUAACCCACAAGCGCAUGAUCCGGAAGGGCUCGGCGCGUCUAAGCCCGCGCUCCCUGAAGCAAAUCCAUGGAAACCUUGUCGUUAAGGGCAUCACCUCGCGCCUCCAGCCUCUGCGGGACCUCCUGCUCGCGUGCGUCGCCUCGUUCCACGGCAGCAUGGACUACGCACGCAAGGUGUUCGACGGAAUCCCCCACCCGGACCUCUUCAUGCACAACGUCAUGGUGCGCGGCUAUGCACACAGCAACGCGCCCGCCGAGGCCUUCGCAUUGUACCGACGCGUCGAGGCGGUGCACCUGAGGCCCGAUGGCUUCACGUUCUGCUAUCUCCUCCGGGCAUGUACUGGAUUGCCGGCUUCAUGUGCCGGGUACCAGGUCCAUGGCACCGUCGUGAAGCUCGGCUUGUUGAAGGAUGCGUUUGUCAGGAACGCGAUUAUCAACAUGCAUGCCAAGUGUGGGGAUUUGCAGGUGGCUGGGACGCUUCUUGAUGAGACUGGUGAGGGAGAUGUCGUGGCAUGGUCGGCUGUCAUAGCGGGGCACGCAGCAAGAGGUGAGUUGGACAUUGCAAGACAAAUGUUUGAUAGUUUUCGGCACAAAGACUUGGUGUGUUGGAACGUGAUGCUGGCCGCGUAUGCUAAGCAUGGGGAGAUGGAGACAGCGAGGAAAUUGCUUGACCGUGCACCUGAGACAGAUGUGGUUUCGUGGAACACAAUUAUCACAGGGUACGCGGCAAAGGGGUUGCUGAAGGAGGCAUUAGAGGUACUUGGCGAGAUGAAGUGUGCGGGCUGGAUGCCUGAUGAGGCCACCAUUGUUAGCUUGCUUUCGUGCUGUGCAAACUUAGGGUCACUUGAGGCAGGGAGGAUGGUACAUUCUUUGCACUUGGAAAGUUGGCCAUGUAUAAGUAUUAUUCUUGGAAAUGCAUUGGUGUCAAUGUACACAAAGUGUGGGGAUGUACAAGCUGCAGUGGAAGUCUUUAACAGGAUGAAGGAGAGGGAUGUCUGGACAUGGAACUCUAUAAUCGGAGGGCUGGCCUUCCAUGGGCAGGCGGAACAGUCCAUCCAGUUCUUCAAGAAAAUGCUUGAAGUGGGAACAUGCCCAAAUGAGGUUUCUUUCCUUUGUGUUCUCGGUGCAUGCAGUCAUGCCGGAUUUGUUGAAGACGGUCAGAGAUAUUUAUCUCUGAUGAAAGACCGGUACAGGAUUGAGCCUAAUGCAAGGCACUACAGUUGCAUAGUGGAUAUGCUUGGCCGUGCAGGCUUACUGGAUGAAGCAUUUGCAGUUCUGAGUAGCAUGAGGUGUGAACCUAGUGCGGUUAUAUGGAGGACUAUGCUUGGUGCCUGCAGGAUCCAUGGGAAUGCAACCCUGGGCAAGCUUGCCAGGGAGAGGCUUCUACAGAUGAAUGAAGAUACGAGCGGAGACUAUGUGAUGCUCUCUGGCAUUUAUGCAUCAUGUGGUGAAUGGUUUGGGGUGGAGACAGUUCGAGGAUCAAUGGAUGAGAGGGGGGUAAGGAAGGUUGCUGGUUAUGCUCAGGUCGACAACAAAAUGGCUCGUCUUUCAGCAUUGUGAUGUUCUGCAUACUCUGCAAUGAAAUAUUAGAUGAAGUGGCCUAUACCCAUGGUCAGCUUUUCAUUUUUCGCUAACUGGAGGAUAGGAGGAAGUAGCACCCUGGUAGGCAGAUGCCAGGGGCAGGAGGCGUGGACAGUCAAGUCAUAUUGAAAACUACCAUAGGGUGGUCGGUUCACUUGGAAUAGCAGCGUCAGUGCAACAAGCAGGCACCGAAGAUGCUUCUACACGUACGUGAAAGCUGGGAAGUCACUGUAUCGCGCCUUGAACCGGAUGAACUGUGUGAAGAAAGGAAGCGUCUGGUUGGUGGUGCCCAUGGCAAUGGCGCUCGCGAGGGUGCCGACGACCGCGAUGACGC